Alternaria rosae is the source of this 1243-nucleotide messenger RNA. RefSeq names its product histidine phosphatase superfamily. The coding region runs from base 348 to 1112 and encodes 254 amino acids. NCBI's taxonomy places the organism in Eukaryota, Fungi, Ascomycota, Dothideomycetes, Pleosporales, Pleosporaceae. The record is from RefSeq and is a predicted model, not a curated record. Gene Ontology annotation, molecular function: phosphatase activity. Gene Ontology annotation, cellular component: cytoplasm. The transcript has 2 exons.
AGACGACGACUGCAUGACGCCACGUAGACGGUCUACAUGCAUAACGAGCGGCUCUCACUGCCUUUCACGAUCAAUGAACAACAUUUGCGAAAGUCAAGCACUAGCACUAUCACUUCUUGUUCGGCCCGCUUCUCAAGCUUGCUUCGUCGCUCCUGCCAAUUCUGGAUUGACAGUUGACUGCGUCAUCGACGAUUCCAGAUUCGCCAUGCAGGUACAUCCGCCCCACUAGCGCGUCACCUGCAAUCCGAUUUUGAAAACCAUUCAACAAUUCCAUCCAUAAGUAUCUUACGUCACGCGUCUGUCCUACAUCCAAAUACACUCUUCUUAUCCAAUUGCAAUAUACCAUCAUGCCACCCACACUCAUACUCAUUCGCCACGCUCAGGCACAACACAAUGCCACCAGCGACUGGUCUAUCAGGGACCCUCCACUUACUGAGCUGGGCGAGCAGCAAUGUCGCGAGCUACACGAGAGUCUGAAAGAGAGCAAGAUCGGCAAUGAUGUUGAACUUGUUGUUGUCAGCGCUCAAAGGCGGACGCUGCAGACUGCCACUAUCGGACUGGACUGGCUUAUCAAGAAGGGUACCAAGGUCAUCCCCGACGCGAACUGGCAAGAAAACGCAGACAAGCCGUGUGACACUGGAACACCCAUCGACGAGAUCUCCAAGGAAUUUCCCCAGUACGACUUCUCCGUCGUCGACCCUUCGUUCCCAGACAAGACAACUGGCGGAUCCAAGAACCCAUACGCUUUCACCGAAAAGGCUAUCCUAGCACGUGGACAGAGGUGUCUCAAGGAUCUCUACUCCCGUCCCGAGAAGGUCAUUGCGGUCGUCUCGCAUUCAGGUUUCCUGCGCACGGGUGUAUGCAAUCGCAUGUUCUUCAACGCUGACUGGCGUGUCUUUGAGUUCGACGAGGAGGAGAUGAAGAAGAACCCUGGGUUCUUUGUUCUGAAGGAGAGUGAGGAGACGGAGAAGAAGGGCGGAGGUAUGGGUCGUAGUGAUGUUGGUGUCUUUGGUAUCGUACCCGGUGACUUCCCGCCUGAGGUUGAGGAGGAGAUCGCUACGAAUAAGGCGCAGGUCGACGAUGAGGCUACCAAGCAGAACCCGAAUGCUUGAGCUGGGUAAUUUGUAGCUAAUUCUGAGAGCGGUGUUUUGCUGGACUAUAUGGCGGUGGGAAUUUGCGAUCACUUAGAGGAUAGACAGUGCGUAGACAAUAGAAUUUGGUGAACGUCAAUGAAGACCAUCAG